Molecule: messenger RNA, 521 nt
Organism: Brienomyrus brachyistius
Lineage: Eukaryota; Metazoa; Chordata; Actinopteri; Osteoglossiformes; Mormyridae
Product: ubiquitin-60S ribosomal protein L40-like
Exons: 2
Coding region: 41-328 (95 amino acids)
Biological process (GO): protein ubiquitination; modification-dependent protein catabolic process
Cellular component (GO): cytoplasm; nucleus
Molecular function (GO): ubiquitin protein ligase binding; protein tag activity
Source: RefSeq, a predicted model, not a curated record
GGAGAACUACGAUAAUAUCAGACACAGGAUAAAAACCAGCAUGGGGAAAACUUACCAGGUCGUGGUAAAUGGAAUAAAAGGAGAGAAAAUAACAGUUGAUGUUGGGAAUUCAGAGGAUCAGAUGAAGAACAUGACUGUUUUAGAGCUAAAGAAGAAAAUUGCUCUGAAGCUGCCAGGGACAGCAGUGGAUGACCUGAGCAGCCUGAGGCUGAUUUUCACCGACAAACAGCUAGAAGAUUCCUGCCAGCUCUCCUCUUAUGGGAUCCAAGACAAGUCCGUCAUUCAGUUGGUGAUCCGGUUGCCUGGGGGUGGAUAUCUUCCCCAAUGAAGUACAGCAAAGAUUCCUACAGGGGGCACCACUAUGCACCUGAACAAUACUGUCUAGUCUGUUUCCUAUCACUGUGGAACGAGGGAAUGAUUUCUGUUGGGGGAAAAAUGGGCAAUAUUCACUUUAAUGAUAAACUUGCAUGGAUUAACCGUGUGGGCUUUUGGGUAAAUGCCCAGGGGCACCUCUUCCAUGG